Messenger RNA from Suillus paluster, 1542 nucleotides. RefSeq lists its product as uncharacterized. The transcript is spliced from 6 exons. The record is from RefSeq and is a predicted model, not a curated record. The coding region runs from base 153 to 1217 and encodes 354 amino acids. NCBI's taxonomy places the organism in Eukaryota, Fungi, Basidiomycota, Agaricomycetes, Boletales, Suillaceae.
CCGUGGUUUGGGGUUUAUGCGAUCGAACAAGUGGCAUGAGGCCCGUCAGUACAAAUUGAUACAACGCGACGCUUUCCUUUAUUUCCUCUUGCUUUUAUCUCUCUCGAUAACAGAUUUCUGAAUUUCAGUGGCGCUCACCACGGCUAGUACUGAUGUUCAACGCGAGUCUCCAGGAGACUCUCGCCCGCUACUCUGAUCCAUCUCGAAAUCCAUACACGAAUGUAUUCCGAUCACAGACCUCUGAGCCGAGUUCGUCGCAGCAUCCGGCGCAAACGCUGCAUCCCGGACUUGGCGUAUCCUUUGGCGUUACUUCCGCAAACCAAUGGAGGCUACACUUGAAGUUAGACAUAGAAGCGCCUGAACAACCCGUGCAAGUGCUGGACUCCAGAGGAUUUUAUAUCCAGUUACCGACUUUGAGGACCCAUACCCAGCCGUGCACGCAGCAGGUUCUACCAGAGCAUGUCAAUUUUGUCGCGUCUUCACGUCGCACAGGUGAGGAGUUAGCCAAUGCCGUGCCAGCUCCUACACACGACGCUGCAAAUGUGAUUCACAAGCAAUUCGAAAAUUCCGAUGUUACCCGAAGACUCUCGUCAGAAUCCCAUGUUCCCCCAAGGUUCUGGUCCAAAUAUCAAUCAGACUCUGAAUCUACCAACGAUAUAACAAGCGUCGUGCCGCCUCCUGCCAGUACCGUGCCACCUCGGCCACUCGCGAGUUACGAUAACAAACCGCCUGUACACCCCUGCCACCAAAGGUCGCCUGCCAGUACUGUGUCACCUUCCGCGUCUGGCAGCCAUGUAGACCCUAUCGUUACUGCCGACAAAUUAGACGCCUCAUCUAUGCCAGAAAUAUCUAGGCCUGCAAACGUAGGCAAUGCGACGGCGGAGAAAGAGAAAGGGGGAACGGAUGAGAGGGAGGCAGAGGGGAGGGAUAGUGAAAGGAUGGAUAAUGAAAGGACGGAUGCUGAAAGGACGGAUGCUGAGAGAAUGGAGACUGAAAGAAUGGAGAACGAGGGAAUGGAGACACUGAAGACUGAAAGAAUGAAGACUAAGAGACACGAGUCGGCAACCAGGGAGGCAGAGCCAAAGAGAGAGCCUCGCGCGUCUACAACCACAAAUACCACCAAACUUCUCCGAAUGGAGCGCAAGCUUAACAACAAGGAUCUCUUCAUGGGCUGGUUACAAAUCCGAGAGUGCAUCAGAACUUCGAUACCCUCGUGAGUGCAUAGCACCCAAGAUUGGCGAUGUCUAUAUCCACUCCUGCAAGAAAGAAGGAAAACAGAGGUUUCAGCUAUGGGUGCGGCAGAUCAACCGUGGGAUGACCAUCUGGGUGAAAGCGCACAUUUUCCACAUACACCCCAAGUUACUCGAUCGCAGGUUAACGCUGAUGUCGACCGGUGAACCUUACUGGACGACGAGAACUUCGCUUUCGGCUUCAGGAAGUAGGGACAGAGCUAGCAAGAUGGCAGAAAUGAUUCUCGAUAACUAGCCAGGUCACCGGCUUGGUCCUGCACACGACAUUACUUUACACCAACUAUACACUGAC